Lactuca virosa is the source of this 2133-nucleotide messenger RNA. NCBI's taxonomy places the organism in Eukaryota, Viridiplantae, Streptophyta, Magnoliopsida, Asterales, Asteraceae. The record is from the annotation of a GenBank genome assembly.
AUGAACGAGGUUGAGAAGGGUGUAAACCCUCAACUUUGGCACGCCUGUGCUGGUGGGAUGAUUCAAAUGCCUCUACCGAAUUCACACGUCUACUAUUUCCCUCAGGGUCAUGCUGAACAUACACUUACGACUGUAGAUUUUGGCGGAAUACCUAGGGUUCCUCCUUUCAUUCUGUGCAGGGUGAUUGAUGUUAAGUUUCUAGCAGACAUGGAAACAGACGAAGUUUACGCCAAGAUCAGGUUGGUUCCUGUUGGAAACAAUGAUAUUCGUUACAAUGCUGGGAUUGACGAUGGGGUUUUGGUUGAGCCACACAAACGCAACACCCCUGACUCUUCAGAGAAGCCCUCUUCAUUUGCAAAAACAUUGACUCAAUCAGAUGCCAACAAUGGUGGAGGUUUCUCUGUCCCUCGAUACUGUGCUGAAACAAUAUUUCCCCGUUUGGAUUAUUCAGCUGAUCCCCCUGUUCAAACUGUGAUAGCUAAAGAUGUUCAUGGUGAGAUUUGGAAGUUUAGGCAUAUCUAUAGGGGGACUCCUAGGAGGCAUCUUCUGACUACUGGAUGGAGUACUUUUGUGAACCAGAAAAAGUUAGUUGCUGGUGAUUCCAUUGUAUUUGUCAGGGCAGAGAAUGGGGAUCUUUGUGUUGGAAUCAGACGUGCUAAAAGAGGCAGCAUUGGUGGUCCUGAUUCCCCUUCUGGCUGGAAUUCUUAUUCCGGAAACUCUUCUUCUUCUACUUCUUCUUUCUAUGGUGGAUUUUCUUCCUUCUUGCGUGACAAUGAGAACAAGUUAAUGAGAAAUGGGAAUGGGAGUAACAGAAAUAUUACUGGAAGGGGAAAAGUGAGACCUGAAGAUGUUAUUGAAGCUGCAUCUCUUGCAGCCAAUGGUCAGCCAUUUGAGGUCUCUUUCUACCCACGUGCAAGCACUCCAGAUUUCUGUGUGAAAGCUUCUUCUUUGACUGCUUCUUUGACCAGUCAAUGGUGUGUUGGAAUGAGAUUCAAAAUGCCAUUUGAAACAGAGGAUUCAGCACGUAUAAGCUGGUUCAUGGGAACCGUAUCAUCUGUUGAUGUUGCUGACCCUUUUCACUGGCCUAACUCUCCAUGGCGACUUCUACAGGUUAACUGGGAUGAACCGGAUCUCUUGCAGAAUGUGAAGCGGGUGAGUCCAUGGUUAGUUGAACUUGUGUCAAGUAUGCCAGUUAUCCAUCUUUCACCCUUUUCACCACAAAGAAAGAAGCUCCGAUUACCCCAACCCCCAGAUUUACCACCUGAGGGCGAUUUCGUCAUUUCGUCCUUUUCAGGCAACCCCCUUGGGCCUAGCAGUAUUCCUGCAAGCAUUCAGGGAGCCAGGCAUGCUCGAUUUGGGAUCCCAUUAAUGGAUCUCAACCUUAAUACCCACAAACUACAGUUGGGUCUUUUUCCUUCUCAUGACAUUAAUGAAACUUCCAUGGAUAUUAAUAAAGAUGAUGUGUCAUGCUUGUUGACCAUUGGAACUUCUAGUGUUAAGAUGGAGAAAAGUGAUGAAAAAGUCAAGGCACCUAUUUUUUUACUGUUUGGUCAACCGAUACACAUUGAGCAGGAAGUGAUGGAUUCAAAAGUUCCAAAUUUAUCAAACAAGAAUGGGAAUGAGUUUUUCAAGAAUCAAGGAUCGGAUAGUGGUCAUUGCAAAGUGUUUUUGGAAUCUGAGAAUGUUGAGAGAACUCUUGACCUUUCUGUUCUUGAAUCUUAUCAAGAACUUGAGAGAACUUUGGCAAAUUUGUUUGGAAUUGGAACCUUUGAUACUUCUUAUGCUCAUGUGCUAUAUAAAGAUUCAAAAGGUGAUGUGAAACGAAUUGGUGAUGAACCUUUCAGUGAAUUUGUGAGAAAAGCUAGAAAGCUGACAAUUCCUUUGGAUGCAUGCAACCACAAUGAUAAAAGAAAAUGGAGUAUAAUAAGUGUGCAAAGUGGUGAACAUGGGCUUGAGUCUUCGAAUCACACAGGGGCUGCUAUGAGCAUAUUUGCAUAGUAAUAAUAUGAAAUAUGUUGCAUUUGCAUUUGACUUUUGUUUAAGACAACAUAUUUUCCUUGUUUCUGUAGUAGUCUGUACUUGAAUUUGAGUUCAAGACAAAGAUGUUGCUUAUGUUGACUUAUAUCAUAUCAU